AGAUAGACGUCUCGGUCUUGGCAUCUGAAAGUCUGAAACGACUGAACCGACGGUGAACCACUACUAAACCGCCAGCAAAAUACACACAUCGCUCGCUACAGUAUCGCGGCAGCUCGACAGCAUGUCGUGGAACCCGGAAGCGCUCCUGAACCCCAAAGCUUCAUCUGCUGCCUCCUCAACCUCAGACUUAACCUCGCAGUCUGGGGCAUCCCCUUCAUUUCAGCAACCAUCAUUUGCACAUCAGAUUCAGAGUGUGCCUUCAAGCCCGACCUUUCAGUUCACAAGUCCUAAUGACCAGCCGCUGAAUAUCGACUUCUCCGGCCUGCCUUAUGGCGCCACCCUGCAUGGUCAUGUGCGCAACACGCCAACCUUUCCCAUUUUCCAAAACGGCUUCGGUCCUCAGGUUGAACGACUCCACAAUGUCCAAGACCGCAUCUCUGUGCCCCAGCCGAAGCGCAGAAAGACGUACAACGAAAAUGACCAUUUGCGUACAAACACGUUUGGAGGGGCCAGCAGCGGAUUGCUUGCGGAAGAGGUCAGACAGAAUGGCACAUCAGGUGCUUCGACGCCAGUGGCCAUGAUGACGAGGCAAACUGAGACAGUCGACUUGACGGAUGGCGACUCAGAAACUGCUCAACCCCGACAGCAGCUCGACCUGACCAAAGAUGAAGAAGUUUGCUACGGUAUGAUCGAGGGAACUACUAUCAACUGCCACCGGGUCCCUGCUCCGAAGCCUGGUAUGGUUUCUCUUCUUGGCGAGGGUUACUGGCCGCAGAUCAAAAUCCUACUGAGGAAGCGAGUGGAUGACACCGACACGAAUAGAAUUCCUGCUUACGAUUGCACUCGCGUCAUCUUUGGGUAUCUUGACGCUAAGACGUCGUAUUGUCUGGGAAACCUCCUGACAUCUGCUAUGGGAAUACGUACUGAUUGUAGGAUCCCGCCAAGACGUAAGAGCAACCCCAACGAGAAAACUGGCGAGGCAAUCUCGGCGGCAGUCCCUUUCGAGCUCAUGCUUUACGGCCCUCGCAAGCUUGCGAUCCAGAUCGGAAACCACUUGGCUAGACAUCAUCUUGCCCUUCUCAGCCCGCCACGCGUCGAGCCUGGCAUCAAGGUCUUCAACCCUCAUGCGAAGGAGAAUAGGCCGGCCCCUCCGGUCCGAGCUAACAGCUUGGGUGGAACAAAUUCCUAUUCUCUGCACCAUUCGGCAACCGCCCGUACUGUUGAGGAGAUUCGCAGCGAAGUGAUGAGUGUCUUUGACUCACUCCCGAAAUCCGAGAGCUUGGAGCAGAUGGAGCCCGACCCGCGUAUUACCACUGAGCUUCUUAAGCACCAAAAGCAAGCCCUUUACUUCAUGACUGAACGUGAGAAAGACCAGAUUCAGGAUUAUGGUGAUAAACUCACACGGUCCACUUGGCAGCGCAGAAAGGAUGCGCGCGGAGUAGAUUUUUAUUACAACGUCGUCACUAUGCAAAGCCAGAGAGAGCGUCCGCCGCCAGCCUUGGGAGGUAUUCUGGCGGAUAUGAUGGGUCUCGGCAAGACGUUGAGUAUUUUGUCACUCCUUACAAAGACCAUGGAUCAGGCUGCGGCUUGGAGCCUUGAAGCUCCUGUUCAACCGCCGAAGCCGCCCGAGAAGAAGCAGCCCAAUGCAGCUAGGUACUUUGAGGUGCCCAAACCUCAAGCUAUGGGCCUAACGCCGGUGCGAUUGAAUGGAAAGGCAACGCUCUUGGUUUGCCCAUUGAGCACGGUUACGAACUGGGAGGAGCAGAUCAAGCAGCAUAUCAAACCCGACACCUUGUCUUACCACAUUUACCAUGGUCCUAACCGUGUGAAGGAUGUGCAGAAACUGGCCCAGUACGACCUCGUCAUCACGACCUACGGAUCGAUCUCAAGCGAACUCAACGCCCGCGCCAAAAACAAGGCAGGCAUAUACCCCUUGGAGGAGAUGGCUUGGUUCCGCAUCGUGCUAGAUGAGGCACAUAUGAUCCGAGAGCAAAACACGUUGGCGUUCAAGUCAAUCUGCCGGCUUCAAGCAAGCCGCCGCUGGGCUGUCACUGGUACGCCGAUCCAGAACAAGCUCGAGGAUCUGGCCUCGCUUCUAGCGUUCCUGCGCGUCAAGCCCUUUGAUGAGAAGAUCAAAUUCUUGCAAUACAUCAUUGCUCCGUUCAAGAACGCCGAUCCCGAAAUCGUGCCGAAGCUUCGCGUUCUCAUCGACACAAUAACGUUGCGUCGCUUGAAGGACAAGAUCAACCUUCCGCCACGAACUGACGAGAUCAUUAGGCUUGACUUCACGCCCGAGGAGAAACGGGUGUAUGACUGGUUUGCACAAACCGCAAAGGAGCGAGUGGCGACUUUGACCGGUCAAGCCAUCGGUCAGGAACGCAUUAUUGGAGGCAAGACAAUGAUCCACAUCUUGCGUUCCAUCUUGCAGCUUCGCCUUAUUUGUGCUCACGGCAAAGAUCUUCUGAACGAAGAUGACCUCAAAGAGCUCCAGGGAAUGACGGCAGACACGGCUAUUGAUCUCGAUAGUGACGAUGAUCAAGCCCAGCUUGUCCUAUCUGAAAGCAAGGCCUACGAGAUGCUCUACCUGAUGCAGGAAGGAAACAGCGACAACUGUGCUAGGUGCAACACUAAGCUGGGUUCCAACGAGGUGGUCGACCUCGAAUCUGAGCGUCAGGAGGAUAUCGUCGGAUACAUGGUCAAGGCUAACUGUUACCACGUCUACUGCAACAAAUGCGUCGACCACAUCAAAAACGAAGCGUGCUCUACAUGUUCGGGCAUAACCAGGCCUGGUUGCAUAGAACUCCACCGUGCCCGUGCUAUGGCCGAACAUGAAUCGAGAACCGCCAAGGUCGAGAACGGAGACGCAAACAAAGACCUCACCGCUUACUCAGGACCACACACCAAGACUCGCGCACUCGUUGCCGAGCUACUGGCCGACAAGCAGAAGAGCGAGGCGGCGCCCCACGAGCCGACGUACAAAUCCGUCGUCUUCUCCGGUUGGACUUCGCAUCUCGAUCUCAUCGAACUCGCCCUCAAUGACGCCGGCAUCACCUUCACCCGCCUCGACGGCAAGAUGACGCGCACAGCCCGCACCGCAGCUAUGGACAAGUUCCGCGAGGACCCUUCGGUACAGGUUAUUCUCGUUAGCAUCAUGGCCGGCGGUCUCGGCCUGAACCUGACCACCGCCAGCAGCGUGUACGUGAUGGAGCCGCAGUUCAACCCGGCGGCGGAGGCGCAGGCUGUCGACCGCGUGCACCGCCUCGGUCAGAAGCGGCCCGUACGGACGGUCAGGUAUAUCAUGGCGAACAGCUUUGAGGAGAAGAUGCUCAGGCUGCAGGAGAAGAAGAAGAAGCUGGCGAGCUUGAGCAUGGAUGGUAGGGAUAAGGGACAGGUGAUGGAUCGCACGGAUGCGGCGAAGCAGAGGUUGAUGGAUUUGAGGAGUCUUUUCAAGUGAAUCUAUUUGACUUGCCUCGAUGCGGUUUAUGGAGGGAUGGAUGGAUGGGUGGUCGCUUCGUUAUUAUCAUUUUUUUUUCCACUUCAAAGACGGGAUAGACGGAUCGGAUCAUGCGCGGG
Neurospora tetraspora is the source of this 3573-nucleotide messenger RNA. Its product is annotated as DNA repair and recombination protein RAD5C. Gene Ontology annotation, cellular component: nucleus. NCBI's taxonomy places the organism in Eukaryota, Fungi, Ascomycota, Sordariomycetes, Sordariales, Sordariaceae. Gene Ontology annotation, molecular function: ATP binding; nucleic acid binding; protein binding. The coding region runs from base 122 to 3454 and encodes 1110 amino acids. The transcript is spliced from 3 exons. The record is from RefSeq and is a predicted model, not a curated record. Gene Ontology annotation, biological process: DNA repair.